Branchiostoma belcheri (Belcher's lancelet) is the source of this 1295-nucleotide messenger RNA. Its product is annotated as mitochondrial import inner membrane translocase subunit Tim10-B-like. Bases 134 to 424 code for a protein of 96 amino acids. The record is from RefSeq and is a predicted model, not a curated record. Lineage: Eukaryota; Metazoa; Chordata; Leptocardii; Amphioxiformes; Branchiostomatidae. The transcript is spliced from 3 exons. Gene Ontology annotation, biological process: protein insertion into mitochondrial inner membrane. Gene Ontology annotation, cellular component: mitochondrial inner membrane.
AUCUCACGAGAUUUUCACCGCCAUUUUCAAUUUCCAUUUUCUCAAUGACAGUCAUACUUGCGUAGAAAAGAGACACGUGCGUGGUGGACUUACUGUGAUUUCAUCCUCUUCAUUGCCACAAAAAGAAACAGAAAUGGCGAGUAUGAUAAACCAAGACGAAGCCAUGCAGUUGGCUGCUGAACUAGAGGUGGAAAUGAUGGCAGAUAUGUACAAUAGGAUGACGUCAGCGUGUCAGAAGAAGUGCAUUCCCCCCAAGUACAAGGAGCCAGACCUGAGUAAGGGCGAGUCGGUCUGUCUGGACAGGUGUGUGGCAAAGUACCUGGAGAUCCACGACAGACUAGGCAAGAAGCUGACCGAGAUGUCCAUGCAGGACCAGGAAGUCAUGAAGAAAAUGCAGCAGCAACAACAGCAGAUGGCUAAAUAACCCUACAUGGGACUCUGAGACUCUUGUUGUACCUUUAAAAUUUGUGGACAUUGUGGAUGAGAUAUGAUGCCAUGACUUCAUUCCACUACAGUUCAUAUGAGGUUAUUCCAGCAAUGUUGUCUUCCACUGAAUGGAUGGAUGGAAGGUUUGAAGAUGAAACAGGGCUCGAAAUACAUUUUCAUCUUACGUAUUCUGCACUGGUACAGGUAACAUUGAAAAUUACCGUGCCAGACAUGUUUUAACAGCACAAUCAGGCUUUGUGAACUAUGGAUCAUAUUAAAAGCUACCACAGAGCCAUACUAAAGACUUAAAAGAUGUGCCAGUGGCGAGUGGUGUACACUGAGACUGGUACUCUGACAUGUUGUACACUGUAUGAGACAGAGCAAAUGAGUGAGAAAUUCACUUGGUACAAAAGAUACAAAUGAUGAGAGUAUUGUGCAUAGAGUGGAUAGAUUAUGCGUUACAAAUACAUUGUAUUAUAUAGUGUAGUGUAGUACAUGUAUAAUAUACUGGAGACAAUGUUGCAAUGGAUGAAUAACAGUCAAGAAAACUUUAAUUUGUAUCUCAAAAUGAUGAUGCAAUAUCAUAAAGUACAUGUAGUUUGAUAUUGAAUUGACUGGUUAUGAAUGUUCAUAUGCAUUCUCAGCUCCUUGCUGUCAAAUGUAUACAUAGCAGGUCUUUCUGUAGAAUCUGUAAUUUUUCCAUUAAACAAAUUUUGAAGACAAUUGCAUUGAUGCUGUAGUAUUUUGAUACAUGAUACAGUGACUUCUGAUGGAAAAUACCAUACCUUGGACCACAAUGCUAGACAUACAAUAGUCCUGUUUGGUGUCAUAGUUUUUCAAACUUGAUAUUAGUGUCUAACUAAAUAGGC